Messenger RNA from Paramisgurnus dabryanus, 1496 nucleotides. RefSeq names its product distal-less homeobox 5a (gene dlx5a). Gene Ontology annotation, molecular function: DNA-binding transcription factor activity, RNA polymerase II-specific; RNA polymerase II cis-regulatory region sequence-specific DNA binding. The record is from RefSeq and is a predicted model, not a curated record. Gene Ontology annotation, biological process: cell differentiation; regulation of transcription by RNA polymerase II; anatomical structure formation involved in morphogenesis. Lineage: Eukaryota; Metazoa; Chordata; Actinopteri; Cypriniformes; Cobitidae.
CUUCAAGAGAGACGCUUGACGCUUGCACACACAAUGUUAGUGUAGAGUCGGGACCCCUGUAGAGUUAGACUGCCUUUUUACGUUAUCUCAUCUAUUGCGCUUUUCCAAACUAUGACUGGAGUAUUCGACAGAAGGAUUCCGAGUAUUAAACCAGCAGAUUUUCAAAACCCUUUUCAGCUCUCCACAAUGCAUCACCCAUCUCAGGAAUCACCAACCCUGCCGGAAUCGACAGCCACGGAUUCUGGCUAUUACAGCCCUGCUGGAGGAGUUCAUCAUGGCUAUUGUUCACCGAAUUCGGGCUCGUAUGGGAAACCUCUUAAUAGCUAUCAGUACCAAUACCACGGAGUCAAUGGAUCUUCUGGAAAUUACACUGCAAAAUCCUACCCUGAUUACGGCUCAUACUCCACAGCGUAUCAUCAAUAUGCCGGAACGUACAACAGGGUGCAGUCACAACCGAGCCCACAAGAAAAAGAAACAGUUGAGCCUGAAGUGAGAAUGGUCAACGGAAAGCCCAAGAAAGUCCGAAAGCCACGCACCAUCUAUUCCAGUUUCCAGCUCGCGGCUUUGCAGAGACGCUUUCAGAACACACAAUACCUCGCGCUUCCAGAGAGAGCCGAGCUCGCUGCAUCAUUAGGGCUUACACAGACACAGGUGAAAAUUUGGUUCCAGAAUAAGAGAUCAAAACUAAAGAAGAUUAUGAAAAACGGCGAAUUGCCACCAGAGCACAGUCCCAGCUCCAGUGACCCGAUGGCGUGUAACUCACCGCAGUCUCCCGCGGUGUGGGACUCACAGGGUCCUCAGAGACCCCACCAUCAGCCACAAAAUAUUAACACAGCGCCAUCCUCGUUUAUGGAAAACAGCAGCUCUCCGUGGUAUUCUUCCACCGGGACGAUGAAUUCUCACAUUCAGGCAGCCGGCACGUUACAGCACUCGUUGGCACUCGGACCAGGAACGUUGUACUGAAAUUUGUAUAUUAUUUUGUUGUAUAUCGGACUGGUGUUAACAAUUUUUGAGGAAUAUGCAAUGUAUUAUUAUGGCAGUCAUAGAAGACAGUGUAUAAUGUGUAAAUGUGUGCAUGUAAUUUAUUGCAUUUGGAAGAAUUAUUAAAUGUUUUAAAUGGACAAUGGACCCGAACACUUUCAAUGGUGCCUUGAAUUUGAUCUCAGUGCGUGCACCCGCCGAUGUGCCAGAAAAUUACGAACAACCCCAAAUAAAUGUUCUUUCUUUAAUUAGAAAAUAUUUUUUGUAUUUUUUAAGGUAAACUGAAACGCAACAAUAAUGAAACUCAUGAUCUCAGCGCAAACAGGAUGUUUGCUCGACUUUCCGGUCAUUGGGACCUAAAUGGAUAUUAUCAUCGUUUAUGACACUGGAUUGUUGUGAAUGGGAUUUGUAACAAACAUAAUGUAAUUAUUUUUAAUUUUUAGAAUAAUGGGUUGUUGGCUAAGCAAUUAUAAAUUAAAUGUCGAGGAGAGUAAAAUUAUUUGAUUUUUGAUUUU